UAAUGCUUCUCAAAUAAUAUAUAGGGGAUACGCGGGGCAGAGGAUAACUAUUUGAUCGGAAUCAGAUGGCGGAGGAAACUCUGUCUGUCGUCGUCGAUGACCUCCGUCUCCUAUCGGAAUCUCUCCCCUUCCUCACUACGAUUCUCUUUCGUUUCUGCACAUUGCACAAUCUCCUACCCGAUCUCUCUGUCUCUCUCGGGAGCUAUUUUUUUUUUUUUAUUUUUUUUUUUGAUAAUCCAGGGGUUCCCAGGUCAUUCCCGCAUGGUGUCCAGAAGAGUCAGGGUAGUUUCCGCAUGGUGGGAAUCGAACCCGGACGGUGAUUGCCACCACAGGCCCGUCCUGCCACUUGGACUACCUCGUACGGACAGCUACUUUUUAUAUGCUUCUGCCUUUCGAUUUAACUUAAUAGGUUUUGCAAAAUCUAGUAUCCAUGUCUGUGUGCGUAUAUGUUUCGUGACGUUUGCUGAAUUCUCCGUUAUGAAUUGGUUUAUUAAAACCAGAAGAACAUGAAUGUUGAAGGUUGAAGCUUGUUGCUAGUAUUUUUGUAGUCUUGAACGUGGAAGAAAGAUUUGCUAAACUGCUUAACAUCAAAGCCUCUUCUAGUUUUUCAUUCUCUCUCACCGGCAUGGAAAUAUACUAAAUUGUAGAAGGAAAAACGUCUCUUUGACAUGGUUUCUAAGAUAACUCAGUGUGCUGUGUAUUGCUGUUAGUAAGUACAUGUAGUUAGGUUAUGUGUGCAUGUCAGAUAUUGGAAUGUGUACCCAAAUUUAUUUGAGGAUUAGAGUCAUUAGACUUGUAGUAAGUGUUUUAAGUGGAAAGUACAUUGCAGACCAGCUUUAACAUUUUUUUUUUUUUGUUUAAAUUGAUCAUUACAGGAAUUCCGGUUCAGGAUACAUGUGAUUUUAUAAACGUCGGUUGGUUCUUUGUGCGCUAAAUUUAUUUUACUUAUUUAUGUUGUGUAUUAGCUUUGCUAAUACUAUAUAGGCUGUCAACAAAUCUAGAAUGGAGAAGGGACUAUCCCUUGGCGUUGAGGAAACAGCAAAUUAUCAGUCAUGUAUACUGUUGCGGUAUACUGAAAAAAAGAAUAAAGAUUUCUUCUGUUUUUAUAAAAGCAAAUUGAAUUAUUUGAUAGUUCCAGCUUGCAACAUAUUAUAGAAGAUCUUCAAAGAGAGAAUGUUGCGGUAUCCCGCAAAAUAUAUAAAACGUCCUCUGCUGGCUUCUUUUACCAUCUUCAAUUCUAAUUCUUAGUAUAUAACAUAUUGUUAUAGAGAUCUCAAACUCAGGUUUUAUGGCAACACGUUUCAAAACCCUGCGUCUAAGUUUCAAGGUUUCAAAGUCAUGGCUGAUUCAGGAGUCCCUUCAGAUUGUUGACUUUUGAUCUCCAUCAUCUACUAGUUCAGAGCCGUGUAGUUCAGAGAGGGGAUCUACAAAUCCUGUGAGUAAAAAUAGAAAGGUUCACUGAUUAUGGUUAGUAGAUAGAUGUGUACGGUUUAAGUGGCAUCUUCAGGUAUCUCUCUGUGAGUGACAUCUAUAGAAGGAGCGGCAACAAGUGAAAUGGUUCAGGAUGCGUUGAGAACCUCCGGAAGUGGUGGAGGACUUCCGAAAACGGCUGUAUCUAAUGGCGGAGGGAGAGGCCGUGGCUUGUUGUUACGCGGCUGGCAGGUCCAGAAUACCUCAAUGAACAUCAAAAUCAUGAUUCUCUGCGGCUUCGUGACCAUUCUCGUUUUACUUGGCACAGUCAGUUUUGGUAACCUUGGAAGCUCCAACGCUGACGACGCUGUUAAUCAAAAUCUCAUCAAGGAAACCAAACCGAUUCUUGCCAAGAGCCCAUCUGCUUCGGUUCCGAACGACUUGGACUUGGAGGAGCCGCCGAAAGCUGAGGUUAAUCCCAACGUGACGUACACUCUAGGGCCCAGGAUCACCAACUGGGACAGUCAACGCAAGGUAUGGCUAAAUCAGAACCCUGGGUUUCCUAGUAUAGUCAACGGCAAAGCUAGAAUCUUGCUUCUUACCGGGUCUCCCCCUGGACCCUGUGACAAACCCAUUGGAGACUAUUAUCUAUUGAAAUCAGUGAAAAACAAGAUUGAUUACUGUAGGAUUCACGGGAUAGAGAUUGUGUACAACAUGGCACAUCUAGAUGAGGAACUCUCAGGGUAUUGGACGAAAUUACCUAUGAUUAGGAGAUUAAUGCUGUCUCAUCCAGAAGUAGAAUGGAUUUGGUGGAUGGAUAGUGAUGCUUUGUUCACUGAUAUACUGUUUGAGAUCCCCUUGUCUCGGUACGAGAAGCAUAAUCUAGUGAUACACGGGUAUCCAGACUUGUUGUUCAACCAAAAGUCAUGGGUUGCGUUGAACACAGGUGUUUUUCUGUUGAGGAAUUGUCAGUGGUCAUUGGAUUUGUUAGAUGCUUGGGCUCCAAUGGGACCAAAAGGGCCAAUCCGCGACGAAGCUGGGAAGGUACUGACAGCUUAUCUGAAGGGUCGGCCAGCUUUUGAGGCAGAUGAUCAGUCAGCGUUGAUUUAUCUCCUCAUUUCACAGAAGGAGAAGUGGAUGGACAAGGUUUACGUUGAGAACCAAUACUAUUUGCACGGGUUUUGGGAGGGUUUGGUUGAUAAGUAUGAAGAGAUGAUGGAGAAGUAUCAUCCGGGAUUGGGUGAUGAGAGAUGGCCUUUUGUGACGCAUUUCGUGGGUUGCAAACCGUGUGGCAGCUACGCUGAUUACGCAGAGGAGAGGUGCUUCAAGGGCAUGGAGAGGGCUUUUAAUUUCGCAGAUAACCAAGUGCUGGAGCUGUAUGGGUUUAGCCACAGGGGACUGUUGAGCCCCAAGGUUAAGAGGAUCAGAAACGAGACGGUUUCUCCUUUGGAGUAUGUAGACAAGUUUGAUAUCCGGAGAACGCAUGCGGAAGCAAAACCAUGAAGUGAAUCAUACACAGCUUGACGAAACUUGAGUUAAUGUUAUAGGUAACAAAGAACACUCACAUAAUCAAAUGCAAUAUUUUUGUCGUUUUAGCAUGUACUUGUUUCUUGUGCUUUAUUGCAUGUUGUUUUCCAGCUCUGCUAAUUUUUUUUUUUCCAUAGAUAAUUUUGUCUUUUUCAGUCAAUAUAUGGAGAAAUUUGAUAUUGCAAUUCUGCUUGUUACUCCACUUUUAUUGCAAUGUAUCUUCUUCCUUUUGCAGUUUAUUUUGGCAGUCA
Brassica napus (rape) is the source of this 3188-nucleotide messenger RNA. RefSeq names its product probable xyloglucan 6-xylosyltransferase 5. Gene Ontology annotation, molecular function: hexosyltransferase activity. The record is from RefSeq and is a predicted model, not a curated record. Bases 1555 to 2913 code for a protein of 452 amino acids. The transcript has 2 exons. Lineage: Eukaryota; Viridiplantae; Streptophyta; Magnoliopsida; Brassicales; Brassicaceae. Gene Ontology annotation, biological process: xyloglucan biosynthetic process. Gene Ontology annotation, cellular component: endosome; membrane; trans-Golgi network.